Myxocyprinus asiaticus (Chinese sucker) is the source of this 3383-nucleotide messenger RNA. RefSeq names its product thymic stromal cotransporter homolog. The record is from RefSeq and is a predicted model, not a curated record. Gene Ontology annotation, molecular function: transmembrane transporter activity. Gene Ontology annotation, cellular component: membrane. Lineage: Eukaryota; Metazoa; Chordata; Actinopteri; Cypriniformes; Catostomidae. The transcript is spliced from 4 exons. Gene Ontology annotation, biological process: transmembrane transport. Bases 190 to 1461 code for a protein of 423 amino acids.
UGUGAGCAUGUGUUUGGUGAUGAAUCAUGACUAACCGCUGAAAGUAUUUCAGAGUGCUACUUCCCCAUAAGACAAUGACGCCAUGGACUUCACCCAGUGAGUUUAAGCUCCCUAAAUGUUGGCGUAUCGACGAAGAUUAAAGACAUUUUUGGACGUUUUCAUUCGUUUUCAAGAUUUUUUAUAACUGUCAUGAUGUCCUGCCGUCAAUACAUUGCACCUAUGGUCUUCUGCGCCCAAGUGGCCAGCUCGUUUUUUGACACUGCUCUCCAAAUGGUCGUGAAAGAAAGAUGCGCAAACGCCACCGAUCCGGACAGCGAGCAGAAAGCCAUCACCAACUUUAACAUGAUUUUCAAUAUGAUAUUCAAAUUCAUGCCCAUUGUGCCUGCGAUCCUCUUGGCAAAGGUUGGCGACAAAGGUUACAGGAAAGUGCCUAUUUUUGUUCCUCUGAUCGGUUACUUGGUGUCCAGAACUUUACUUUUGCUCGAUAUCGUUCUGGAAUGGCCACUCCAGGUGUUGUACGCGGUACCGGUUAUUCAUGGACUGUGCGGAGGGUUCGCAUCAUAUUGGGCCGGUGUGAUGGCGCUUGUUUCGGUGUGCGCAACUGAGGAUAAGCGCUCGUUGCGCAUCAUGAGGACCGAGCUGGUGUAUGGAAUCGCUGGUUUCAUCGGCAGCUUGGCUUCUGGUCACCUGUUUAACCUAUAUACUGUAGAUCUCAAGCAUGGGGUCAUUUUAUCUGGAUUGAGUGUGCUUUUCUAUUUCUUCUGUCUGAUUUAUGCGGCGUUUAUCUUGCGGGUGGAUAAUCUAGUGCUUGAAGACAGGCAGGAGAGACGCGAAAUUAUCGGGAUCAUAAACCAAGAAGCUCGUGAUAUGAUGAAUAUCGUUUUGCUCUUCGCCAGUGGGAUUUUGUAUGAUAUAGCAGUGGCAGGAGGGAUAGAGAUGCUGGCGGCGUAUGUGCUCAAAGACCCGCUGAAUUGGGGCGCGACAGAGGUGGGUUAUGGAAACGCGGCUGGAUCUCUGCUCUUCAUCACCAGUUUUGUGGGUGUGAAGUUCUUCACGAGGUGUUCUGUGAGAGAUGAGAGUAUGAUCAUGAUCGGGAUGGUGUCAUUUGCCGCCGGGAUUUACUUCAUGGCAUUUGUGACCACAACUCCACUUUACUUUUUGGCUCGCGCUCUCACUCUGUUUGCUCUGAUUCCAAUGCCCACCAUUCGCUCGCUGCUGUCCAAACAGGUCAAGGGAACCUCAUAUGGCAUUACCUUCGUACUACUCCAGUUGUCCUUUAAACUUGCAAGUUUGGUGACCACACCCAUUUACACCAAAAUCUACCAGGCCUACCUUGACACCUUCCCAGGGUUUGUCUUCAUACUGUCCAGCAUCUUCACUGUUCUUUCUAUUAUACCCAUCAGUAUUGUAGGAUGUCGCUCUGCAAGACACAAUGGAUAUGAGACAAUUCAAGGGAACUGACAGCAUCAGGAACCAUUAACGGAAAUACAAACAUGACGCACCUCUCAGAAAAGUGUUUGAAAUAUGCGUCUUUGCACAAUAAAUGAUUUGUAGAAACACACUGUUACAUAAUAUAGCAAAAAAAUAAAAAAUAUAAUUUACUCAGGUGACUGGUAGGUAAUGGUACAUUUUGUUGCCUAUAGUUACACUUUGCUUUACUGGUAAUGUAAUCUGUUUAGUGUCAUAUAUGGCAUGUGUAUGGGUCUUAGUAUAACAAUGGACAGAAGGUGUGCAAAAUACUGCUGACAUUUGCUGAUAUUCUGUUAAUAGAUAUUUCUGAGAACUGCACUGCUUAUUUGACAUUUAUAAUGGCAUUUUUAAUUAGAAUUAUUACAUUGUACAGUUUUGUAAUAAAUUCAGUUAUUUGUACAUCUGCAGGAAUCUUAUUAAUCACAUUCAUACUUUUGUUCAUGGUUGAAGUUACUGGAAAAUAUAAUAAAACUAUACACAUAAUUACCGUAAUUAGUUCAUGUAUCCAAUGGAAGUUCAGUUUAGACUUUAGUUCUGCUUGUGCAAAGGCACAAAAGACAAUGAAUGAAUGUUUUUUUUUUUUUGUAUUGGUCAAAUAUUUAAAAUCAGUUGAGGUAAAAGUAACAGCAUCAAACAACAACAUUGUUCCUCUUUUUGGAGACCCAAUUUAAAUUUUUUAUCAAUAAACGGUUUAUGAUAAGGGAAGCCAGAAGAGCUAGAAAACAAGCUGCAUUUGAUUUAUAAAAAUACAAAUUGAAUAACCUUUUCAUAAACAUACACCAUCAGUACUUGCUUUAAAGUUAAGUUUAAUUUAAUUUACUGGAGGAGUUUAAUUAUACGCUUCUAUACCCCAUGGACUGAUCUGUAAGUAAACAAAUGACACUCAUGCUACAAUGAUUAAAUGUUAUUUCACAGCAAGAAAUGGUUUUAAACACAAUCUUGAAGGAUGUAAAAUGUUAAAAUCACACAACUGGACCACAGCUAUUUUAGCUGUUCCAGUCGACAAUUCAUUUAAUCACUCGACAGUGAUUACACAUUUACUUAAAAUUAAUCAUUGCCAGUAUAAACAGUAUUUUACAUCGUUAUAAGCACAACAUGCAUCAAAGCAACACAAAGUCAUAUAGCUGCCUUUGUAACAUAAAUAGAUCAUCUGAUCAAAUCAAAUGGAAACUUGAGAUAAACGUAAGGCUUAUUGGUUUUGACAGGUGAAACUUUAGGCCAAGCAUCUUUGCUAAAAUUACAUGAAUUAGAUGACUAUAAACAAAAAAAUCAUUCAGCCAUACAGAAACAGCCUAUAUGCUUUUAAAAAUUAUCGUUUUAUUUUACUUUGGGGAUUUGCUCCUGUUUGGUGAAGGGAUAAAGGAAAAGAAAGUCAAAAGCAAUAACUGAAGAUACCUGGAAACAGAAAUGCUGCGGCAGUAACUGCACCUACCAGCAGGUGAAAUGCUGGAGUGUUUCGUUUUCAAUCUGUAUGCUGCAGUUACUCUUGUGAUACAAGUACAGAAACACCAGAUAGCCAGUUCUGAUUAACAGCUUGGUCUUUGAUAAACCACAAAUUGUCAACAUUUAAAAUUAGUAGAUCUAACUUGACAUUUUUAGUAAAGAUCAAGAGUUCAGAGAUCCUACUAUGAUUCCUGCUGCUGUGUUCUGACUUGAAGAAAACGACCUCAGAAACAGGCAAAACCUUAUACAAACUGAACAUUGAGCUUUAUUGGAGUCACUGUUGUUUAUAUGAUUCAUAUGAAUAACAUCUGAAAGCAAAGUAGUUAAGAACCUUCAGAAUUGCUUCUAUUGACUUUUUGACACUUGACAUCAACAAUAGUGUAUAGGAAAUUUGUGUGACUCCAUUUUUGGUUUAUGAAAUGAUUGAAAGUGUGUUCGCAUACAAAAUUCAAAACAGAUUUGGAACAACA